AUGGGCUACGAUGAUUCGUUGGAAGAGGAGGCGGCCGCUUCGAUCCCGAAUGCCGCAGAGAUCGCCGAGAGAAUACGCAUGAGGCUCGCGAGUCUUUUGUUUGUUGGCAAGCAGGCCGAGGAUUUGAGCGUCGACGUCAUGGGCUUAUUUCUACACCCCGGGCCACUCAAUUUCCGGGACUCAGCGUGGGUCGACACCGUUGGCUAUUACAAAGGAAGCCAUCGUGUCGUUUCCGCGACACAAUUC
Mesorhabditis spiculigera is the source of this 246-nucleotide messenger RNA. The record is from the annotation of a GenBank genome assembly. Lineage: Eukaryota; Metazoa; Nematoda; Chromadorea; Rhabditida; Rhabditidae.